Messenger RNA from Aspergillus ochraceoroseus IBT 24754, 3875 nucleotides. Its product is annotated as anaphase promoting complex subunit 2. NCBI's taxonomy places the organism in Eukaryota, Fungi, Ascomycota, Eurotiomycetes, Eurotiales, Aspergillaceae. The record is from RefSeq and is a predicted model, not a curated record. Gene Ontology annotation, cellular component: anaphase-promoting complex. Gene Ontology annotation, molecular function: ubiquitin protein ligase binding. Gene Ontology annotation, biological process: ubiquitin-dependent protein catabolic process; vacuolar proton-transporting V-type ATPase complex assembly. The coding region runs from base 101 to 3706 and encodes 1201 amino acids. The transcript is spliced from 3 exons.
AUCGGAUUUUCCAUCAGUAUAUGAUUCUUAUCGCUGUUUCCCCUGCUUUCGUGUCUUGGAUCUGACGACGGCUCUCAUUGUUCGUGUUUACUUGAGUUGGAUGCGAUUAUUACCUAUUCCCCACUUCCCUCCCGUUUGGUACCUGAUUUCCAAGGCAAACCAUCCUCCUCCAACUCCUCAUUUCAUCAUCGCGGAACUUCCGACGCUCUCUGUACACAGAAUACCGUCUCCUCGAAACUCCACAGCCCAAUCUCUGAAGCAGCUACUCAUAAAACCAGCCAUGGGGUCGUUCAUGGAGGAACUUUGGUCGAGUAUUUUUACUCCAGGCCCUACACCUACCCUUCUCAUUGCAACGAACGUCACAUUUGCCGCGCUCCAAGUCCUUCUCCUCGCUCUGCUGAUCGCCACAUACAGCAUUCAUUUCGUCGUCUUAUCCGUCCUCUCAGGAUCCCUGUGGUACUCAAUUAAUUGGUUCGCCCAGGAGGUGAAAGCAGCACAAGCCGCCUCAACCCAGAAACCAACACAACUUCAGAAACCCUCGACAGAUGGCGACGACAACAAGAACCGCGAAGUCACAGGGAGCGACAGGAAGCUCCGCAAAUCUGGAUCUCCUGAUGGCGCAGAGAGUGACACGGAAACGGAAGGCCUAGUGGAGCGCAAGAGCGCACCAGCUGCCAGGCCCUCUCUGCAAUCUGCCUCGACGACGGCCUCGACGACUCUCCAGCUCCCGGGCGCGGGCGAUACUCGGAAGCGUCCGAGUGUGGGCGGUGACAGUUCUGGCUACACCAGCACCGAUAACAGCUCGAUCUGCGCGGGCCGCAGCCACAUUUUCGCAUCCGUAUUCCCCCCCGCGUCCGUGGAAGACUGUACCUCGACGACGGCACGACGAUCUCCUCCUCCUCCUCCUCCUCCUCCUACUACUACUACUACUGGCUCCGGACCUUCCUCCCAAUCCUCGAGAAAAUCAAACACAGUGUCCCAUGGUGCAUCGGAACCCGUGACACGAUCAGGUAAGAAAGGAAGCUUUGAUCGCGCAUGGCGCUCCGCGACGGGGUUCUUGGCCUUGCCGGACCGUGGCUUUGAGCCGCUCGUGCGAUUCGAAGAGAUCGGGGAAGCGGGUUUCCUGGAGUUGUGGAAUCGGCAUAAGAAGCCGUCGAAAGAGGUUCGGGAUGCGUUGCGAUAUCUAGUACAGGUGUCCUUGGCUUCCUCGGGUUCGGGCUCACAUGCCGAGAGGAGGAGUAUCGUUGAUUGGUAUGGGUCUGAGAUCCAGCGGCAUUUUCUGGGGAAUUUCAGGGCGGGGCUUUGUAAGCUUUUGGAUUCCCCCAGCAAGGAUGACCUUUUACAUAUGAUUGUGGAUUGUCUGCAGCUCGUACGCAGGAUUUAUUUCGUCCCGCUGGUCGAGUACCUCCUUCCGCUGAUUGAGGGUGAAGAGCAGGGAAAGGUGUUUCUCAGGCUGCGACGCUCUUUUCAUAUGAUGAUUGGCUACGCUCUACCGUGGACACAGAUAUCAAUGCUGCUGAUGAGGGAGCUUAUGAAAGAUGCGCUUGUUAUCUUGGGCAUUGAUAGCUUGAGUGAAGAGGUGGACAUCGCUGAAGACGUUAGCGUGGAUAAUAUGGAAGUCGAUCGGCAGUAUUCCGUGUCGUACCACGAUUGGCGAGAUGCACCGUCGGCGGAGAUCCGGGCGCAGCUGAUGACGGAAGUUGAGGAUCUGCGCGUUAAUGCCGCGCGAGAGCGAUUGCUGUCGCUUUUGAGCAACCUUCAGCUCGUUGGUAUGGGCGGUGAAAAGGCACAGGAAGUUUUUGCUAGUGUGAUGGAUACCAUGAUGACGGAGUUUAUUCGCGCCGCUUAUACAAGCCACUGGGAGGGUCCGUCUCUGGUAUCUCUGCAUCUACGACAAUGGAUUGAAAAUGUGUUUGCCCAGCUGGUUGUGCAAGUCCUGGCUGUUAUUAAUGUCUCCGAAUCUGGGGUAAGAGACCAGGGCUACCUAGAUGUGAAGCUUAGCGACGUGCAAAAAUGGCAGGAUAUCGGGAUUGCACGGCUUGGAGCGCUCCGCACUGGCGAGCUCUUCGAUGUAAUCAUUGAGUGGCCUGCAAGUAGCGGAGCCAUCGAAGACUUACGACAUUUUACGACGCACCCUGCAUCACGACACCAUCUGACACACUCGUUUGCGGCAGUACUGAACCGACGUUUAUUACACCCGGGUGCUUCUACCGUGGAGAUCCUACAGGUGUAUAUCUCGAUCAUCAGGGCAUUUAACCUCUUGGAUCCAAAAGGUGUCCUUUUGGAUCGGAUCGCGCGCCCCAUUCGCCGAUAUCUUCGAGACCGCGAAGAUACAAUCAAAGUGAUUGUGGGUGGUCUUCUGGCGGACCCCGCAAAUGCUGAUGGACGUACUGCUUCAUCAAGCGAGACGCUUGUUGAGUUAUCUGCUGAGCUAAACAAAGCACAUCAAACCUCAAUGCGAAAUGACAGUGGCGAGCUAGACUGGGAUGACAUGAAUUGGAUGCCAGACCCUGUUGAUGCGGCGCCAGAUUACCGAAAAUCAAAGAGCUCAGACGUUAUCGGCAGUCUAAUCAGCCUGUUUGACUCCAAGGAGACGUUUGUCCGGGAGAUGCAGAAUAUGCUCGCGGAGCGACUACUUCAAAAGCGCACCGACUUCGAUCAAGAGAUGUCUGUCCUCGAGUUGCUCAAGCUCCGAUUUGGAGACAGUGCCUUGCAAGCAUGUGAGGUCAUGUUACGGGAUAUCUUUGACUCGCGGCGAGUCGAUGCCGUUGUGCGAAACGACCAAGGCAUGAUUGGCAAACGACGUGUACAGCAGCCCUUCACACCAGAUGGCAGCGGCAUGGAUGACAGCCGUGCGUCGGCAGUCGAAACUACAGAUAUGCCAGAACUCCAUGCGAAGAUUCUCUCGCAUUUCUUCUGGCCCGAAAUUCAGGGCCAGGAGUUCAAAGUGCCCGAGGAAAUCGCACAACUGCAACAGCGAUACGCAGAAGGGUUCGGAUCGCUCAAGCAGUCACGCAAACUCACCUGGCUCAACGGGCUGGGACAGGUCAUUGUGGAGCUCGAUCUGGAGGACCGGGUCUUCGUUGAGGAGGUAACAACUUGGCAAGCUACGGUGAUCUACGCUUUCAACAACCCUUCAUCAUCCAGUGAGGCCAUUGUCACCAAAACCACCAGUGAGCUUUCGCAAGAACUCCAAAUGUCUACGGCGCUCGUGCGCAGUGCGUGCCUGUUUUGGGUUAGUCGUCGCAUCCUAGCCGAGGUGCAACGGGAUAUAUUCCGCGUUUUGGAGACCCUGCCCGUCAAGGACAGCAACAAUCAAGGAACCGCAACUACACCAGCAGGUGCCACAGCAGGAACGAGCGGUGGUGCUUCCGGGGUAGACGACACCAUGCCGGAUGGCGGUAGAAGCGGUACGACCGAUGCGGAAACCGCAGCAGCAGCAGCGAAUGCGGCGGCGGCGGCGGCGGCCAAAGAGUCUGCGGAUGCCGCGGCGAUGGAGAAAAUGAAUCUCUACUGGCAGUUUAUUGUGGGGAUGUUAACCAACCAAGGCGCCAUGCCGUUACAGCGGAUCGUCAUGAUGCUGAAGAUCGCAGUCCCCGGAGGGUUUCCGUUCAGUAACGAGGAGCUGCGUGAGUUCCUCGCAGGCAUGGUAUCCAAAGGGAAGCUCGAGAUUGUCAGCGGGGGGAACUAUAAGAUUGUACAAUGAAUUAUCUGUACGAGAGAUCCCAACCUGAUAUAUCCUGAACGAGUAAUGAAUAAUGAGAAAACCAUGGUAUUUGCUAUGCUUCCCUGGGAUAGAUCUCGUCUCGUAUACUGUAAUAGACCUCGUAUAGAAUGCGAGUGGUGCGAUAGGUAGUUACCCACCACUAAUUUAU